UGGUGUCAGCACUAAUGGAUGACCGACCGAACAGACUGGAGCAGCUUGUGGUUGCGCGCAGAGAGGAUGUCUUUGUCUCCCCAGCUCGCACCUGGAACAAGGAAACAGUGAGAGCUUUUUCAAAUUCUUUAUUUUUGUUCACUUCGGAAGAAAAGCGCAGGACUAAGUCAUUCCCUUCAUAUCAGGCUGAAGGAGGGGCACUGGAAUAUGAGCAGGACUUGAUGCGCGUUUAGACUGUGACCUGUAGCACCACCUGUGACACCAGGCGCCAAACACAUGCUGUUUCCUCAGCUGUGACCUUGAAGACGCGGUUUGGCACCGUGAGAACAGGAUACGCACAUAUACUUCACUCUCACCUGUGCAGUUUAUAUCCACCUUUUUACAGUCACGUAAAACCUCCACUGGCACAGGUUGCUGACAGUGCAUCCCCGGCCAAGUUGACUCAUCAGAUAAGUGCGGCACGUUCCGGUGGACGCGGCUUUUACGCACGGAGGAGACACUCGAGCGCACGGCGAGAGAAGCAGCGCACGGGUCUGCGUCAGGUGGAAGAAGAAGAAGACAACAGCAUCACUUCAAAGCGGUUUGACCAAGCACAGCCAGUAAAAUGACGGACGGGCCGAGACAACGAGGCAGCACGGCGGGCUCUGCCAAGGAUGCCGCCGGCGACAGCUCGUCCGAAGGAGGCGUUGCGCUCAAGAAGGAAAUCGGGCUUGUGAGCGCCUGUGGCAUCAUUGUUGGUAACAUUAUCGGCUCGGGUAUCUUCGUCAGUCCGAAGGGCGUGUUGGAGAACGCCAGCUCCGUGGGCGUGGCCCUGAUCGUCUGGAUCAUCACCGGCAUCAUCACCGCCAUCGGGGCGCUGUGCUACGCCGAGCUGGGCGUCACCAUCCCCAAGUCGGGAGGAGACUACUCCUACGUGAAGGACAUCUUCGGAGGCCUGGCUGGGUUCCUGAGACUGUGGAUCGCCGUGCUGGUCAUCUACCCGACCAACCAGGCUGUGAUCGCGCUGACGUUCUCCAACUACGUCCUGCAGCCGCUGUUCCCCACCUGCUUCCCCCCCGAGGGUGGCCUGCGUCUGCUGGCUGCCGUCUGCCUCCUGCUGCUGACGUGGGUGAACUGCUCCAGCGUGAGAUGGGCGACCAGGGUGCAGGACAUGUUCACCGCCGGCAAGCUGCUGGCCCUCGGCCUCAUCAUCAUCAUGGGCAUCGUGCAGAUCUGCAAGGGAAAUUACUACUGGUUGGAGCCAGCCAACGCCUUCGAGCCCUUCAAGGACUACGACGUGGGUUUGAUAGCCUUAGCCUUUCUACAGGGCUCCUUCGCCUACGGAGGCUGGAACUUCCUCAACUACGUCACAGAGGAGCUGGUGGACCCCUACGUGAACCUGCCCCGCGCCAUCUUCAUCUCCAUUCCCCUCGUGACCUUCGUUUACGUCUUUGCCAACAUCGCCUAUGUCACGGCCAUGAGCCCCCAGGAGCUGCUGGCCUCAAACGCUGUUGCCGUGACGUUUGGUGAGAAGCUGCUGGGAGUCAUGUCGUGGAUCAUGCCCAUUUCUGUGGCUCUCUCCACCUUCGGAGGAGUCAACGGUUCCCUCUUUACAUCUUCAAGAUUGUUCUUUGCUGGAGCCAGAGAGGGCCACCUCCCCAGUCUGCUGGCCAUGAUUCACGUGAAACGCUGCACUCCCAUCCCUGCUCUGCUCUUCACCUGCCUGUCCACUCUGCUUAUGCUGUGCACCAGUGACAUGUACACUCUCAUCAACUACGUGGGCUUCAUCAACUACCUCUUCUACGGAGUCACAGUCGCCGGGCAGAUUGUCCUGCGCAUCAAACAGCCCAACAUGCACCGGCCAAUCAAGAUCAGCCUGAUUUGGCCGGUCAUUUACCUCAUCUUCUGGGCCUUCCUGCUAAUCUUCUCCCUUUACUCCGAGCCCGUGGUGUGCGGCAUCGGCCUCGCCAUCAUGCUGACUGGCGUUCCCGUCUAUUUCCUGGGAGUCUACUGGGACAACAAGCCACAGUGCUUUGAUCGCUUCGUUGACAAGAUGACAUACCUGGGCCAGAAGUUUUGUGUGGUUGUGUAUCCGGCCAUGGGCGAUGGCAGCAGCAGCAGCAGCAGCAACGGGGGCGGAGAGGAAGGAGAGGAAAUGAAGGAAGCCAUGUCUCCUCUGUCAAAGGACGACGGCGACAACCACAAGUCAGCGGACUGCUAGAGUCUUUAUCACCAAACAUGCAAAAACAGACGCACAUGUGGGCGCACACUUACACAGAGACACAUGCAAACAUGCAGGACAUCCCAGUUUGUCGUGGAUUUACUGAGCAACACUUGUGCCCCCACACAUUGCCUUUAAGAUUUCUUAUUUGGUUUUCAGAAGCGUAUCAAUCGAUCAUUUCUUUUGCCAAAUAUAGUAUGAGAUGUUUUAAAAAUCACCUCAAACUUUUCUAUCUUGGGUCUUACAAAAGUGCAAUAAAGAAAGGUUAGUACCUUCUAACUUCUCAGUACACGCUUACACAAUUUACUCUUCAUCAUCAUCAACUUCAUCAUCCUCCCUCUUCCCCGCCACACACUCUGCACACUCCUGCUGUAAGAGCGACUUUUUUUAUUUAUUUUUUUUUAACUAUCAAAAGACUGUGACGCCUGCGCAAACACAUUUCUUUCUUUUUUUUUUUGGCCACAGUGUAAAUUUUGCUUCGUCGUCCGCUCAACACACCAAAGCUGUAUUCUGGUCAUCGAGGCAGAAAAUCAGAUUCAGAUCAAAUCAUUUCAAUGUCAGCGCCAGGCUGUUGUUUUUUGUUUUUCACGGCGAUUCCGAAAUGUCUCUUUUUUCUUUUUUUUUUAAUUGUGACAAUUGUUAAUAUCAUUUGCCUCUGAGGUUAUUUUAGUUUUAAUAUGUUAAUUUUAGUUUUUUUGAUAUUUCUUUUCUUUCUUUCUUUUUAUUCAGCAUCACAUUCAUAUGGGCCUAUUUUUUACUCUUGAACCUGCAAAGCUUUGUACACCGGAAGGCUGAUGUGUGAUCUGUAUUUGUGUAGGUAACUGUGCCGGUUAAUGAUGCACAAUUCUUUUUAAUUGCCUUAAUUAGGAGAUCUUCUGUACUUGGGUGCCAUCGUGGCUGUUUUGACUGUAGCGAGGUGCUUCGUCCUCACGCUUAGCAACAUAAAAGGAGUUUUGAGAUCUUGCAUGGACAUUACACAGAGAAUUAACCCAUUAACACUUUAGGUCCGGCUCGGACGUAGACGACUAGGCAACUCACAUUACUUUUCACCACCAUUGUUAAUGUAAGAUUCCCUACACCGACACGUGAAUGCCCGUUUGAAAACAGUUUUUCUUUAAAAAGGCAUUUAUUGUCUUUCAUGUUUUACUGCAAGUGUUGUAGCUCAACACGUAGCUGUGUUUAGAUAUUAUUUUGUGCUUUAUUUAGGGUGUAGAUAAGGAAAAAAAAGAGCUUUACAUAAAAAGAAAAUAUUUUUUGGAUUCGUGCAGUUCAUUAGAAAUUAUCAUGUCGUACAAUAUUAGCACAGGCACCAGCAAGAACUGAACAUGCCACCCCUGAAUGACCCCGGUCUGUCGUCUGGUUAGAGUUAUGUAUCUAUACUUACACUGCAUAUAUAUAUAUAUAUAUGUAUGUAACACUAUUUGACACAUUAUAUACUUUAACGUCUGCAGUCUUUCUAUAAGCUGAUAGUGUCUCAGGGCAUCGCCACUGCCUUCUGCUACACUGCCGAAUCUCAACAGAGCCCACUCAUCGCUUCUUGUUCUCCAGUCUGUUCGUGCUAAAUGUUUGAACUGGUGCUCGAUCUUUCAACCAAUCCCCUCAGAAAAACAGACAAAGACACGAUCACUAACGACAACUAUGAAAAGUACCAUUAAAGUUUGGCCAGUACAGUAAAGGUUGCUCUUAUUAAACUCUUAAGGGGAGCAGGGUCUUGGAUGUCUUUACAAGUACAAUGAGUGUGUUUUGUGCCUGUACGGUUAUUGUGUAUUUACAGUAUGCACAGAUUUCAUGACAGUCUGUAUUUUGUCUUAGUGAAAUAAAAACCACUGACUAAUGUUUGAA
Paralichthys olivaceus (Japanese flounder) is the source of this 4042-nucleotide messenger RNA. The record is from RefSeq and is a predicted model, not a curated record. NCBI's taxonomy places the organism in Eukaryota, Metazoa, Chordata, Actinopteri, Pleuronectiformes, Paralichthyidae.